AUGGCCUACCAUACGACUCCUCCCUCCGAGAAACACUCGGCAGGCAUGGCACUGGAGGUCUCACAGCCCGGGCCCGUCGACACACACGCUGGCACCGAUCCCCAGUCGAACUCCAUCAACUUGACGGAGAAGGAGGACUCCGAGCACACCAACAGCACCGAUCGCCUCGUCAAGAGCCCCGAAGAGAUUCGCCUCGUACGCAAGUUGGAUCGGCGACUGAUGCCGAUCCUCUGGUUCAUGUACUGGUUCAACUACCUUGAUCGAAAUGCCAUCACCGUCGCCCGCCUGGACGGCCUCGAGAAGGACCUCAACCUCACCGCUACUCAGUAUCAGACCAGCGUCUCUAUCCUUUUCGUUGGGUACAUUCUUGGGCAGAUCCCCAGCAACAUGCUCAUCACCCGCCUCCGCCCCUCGGUCUACAUGGCUGGCUUCAUGGCCCUCUGGGCCAUAGCCAGCACUUUGACCGCCGUUGUGAAGGACUACAAAACUCUCAUGAUUACCCGCUUCUUCCUCGGCGUGACCGAAGCACCGUUCUAUGGCGGAGCCCUCUACAUACUGGCCAUGUUCUACACCAAGACGGAAAUCGCCACGCGAGUCUCGAUUCUGUUCACGGGCAACAUCUGUGCCACCGCCUUUGCCGGGCUGAUUGCCAUCGGUGUCUUCGAGAUGUCCGGCGUCGGAGGUCUGGCCGGUUGGCGCUGGCUUUUCAUCAUCCAAGGCAUUCUGACCUUCUUCAUCUCCGUUGCGUCGGCCUGGAUCCUCCCGGACGAACCCUCCAACACGCGCUGGUUGUCCGAGGACGAGCGGCGCCUGGCCACCGCACGCAUGGACGCCGAUACCACGGCGCUGCAAACAAACACGAGCACCUUGACUGGCUUGUUCGAUGCUCUCAAGGAUGUACGGCUUUGGGUCCUCAUCUUCAUGCAGCAUCUGCAUCUUGCUGCAUCGGGCUACAAAAACUUCUUCCCCUCCAUCGUGCAAACACUCGGAUUCAGCCGCAAUGUCACCCUGGCGUUGACAUGCCCGCCGUACCUUAUUUCCGGCGGGUUCUGCAUCCUCUGCGCGUACAGUUCAGGGAGGCUCAACGAACGUGUUUGGCAUAUCACUGUCUGCAAGGCUGUCGCCGUCUUUGGCUUCGUCCUUGCCUGCGCGACGCUCAACACUGGCGCCAGAUAUUUCGCCAUGUGCACCUUUGCCUCGGGAGUCUACGCCUGCAACUCCCUCAUCAUUGGUUGGGUUAGCAGCACUUGCGGCCAGACCAAGGAGAAGAAGUCGAUUUCCAUUGGAAUCGUCACCUGCGUUUCCACCUUGGCCGCCGUCUACACACCGUACCUCUGGCCCAGCUCUGACGAGCCCCGAUAUGUCCUUGCCAUGGGCACCAGCGCUGGCUUCUCCAUCGCCGCGGCCCUCUUGGCCUGGCUACUCCGAUUCAUGCUCGUUCGCGAGAACAAGAGGCUUGCGCAGAGACCCGAUCACGACGGUACCCGUUACGUGUACUGA
Colletotrichum higginsianum IMI 349063 is the source of this 1500-nucleotide messenger RNA. Its product is annotated as MFS transporter. Gene Ontology annotation, biological process: transmembrane transport. The record is from RefSeq and is a predicted model, not a curated record. The transcript has 5 exons. NCBI's taxonomy places the organism in Eukaryota, Fungi, Ascomycota, Sordariomycetes, Glomerellales, Glomerellaceae. The coding region runs from base 1 to 1500 and encodes 499 amino acids. Gene Ontology annotation, molecular function: transmembrane transporter activity. Gene Ontology annotation, cellular component: membrane.